AUGGUAUCUGACGACCCAUUAAUGAUAUACAUCAACGGAUUCCUUUCACCAUACGAGAUUGAUUAUUUGAUGGACAUGGCUCAAGAAAAGGUCUAUUACAAUCGGACGGCCUCGAGAGCUUUCGUGGUCCCUAACCCUGACCCGGUCGGACAGUGUAUCACGGCACGAGCCGAGAAGAUCUCCGGGUUCCUACCGUGGGCGAUAUUCGAAGAACUGCAGGUGGUUCGGUACACCCCCGGCGAACGCCACGACAUGCACAAGGACAACAUGGACAGACCAUUUCCCCACGAAGGUAUCGGAGACAGGUGUAACCGUCUCCUGAGCUUUUUCGUCUACAUCGGAGACCAAUGUGAGGGAGGAGAGACGUAUUUCCCUCAUCAACUGGCGGCCCCUGACGAUAGUGACACCGCCAAGUUCGGCAGGACCACCAAGAAUAGUUCCAGGGGGCUCGUGGUGCGUCCCGUCGCUGGCAAUGGUCUAUUUUGGAUCAAUCUGAAAAAGGACUGGACCACGGACGAAAGAUUGAAGCAUGCCUCGUUGCCAGUCACAAAGGGGGUCAAGUAUGGGAUGAAUAUACUCGGAGAGGGAUGUUAUUAG
Messenger RNA from Exophiala oligosperma, 597 nucleotides. RefSeq lists its product as uncharacterized. Gene Ontology annotation, biological process: peptidyl-proline hydroxylation to 4-hydroxy-L-proline. Gene Ontology annotation, cellular component: endoplasmic reticulum. Lineage: Eukaryota; Fungi; Ascomycota; Eurotiomycetes; Chaetothyriales; Herpotrichiellaceae. The record is from RefSeq and is a predicted model, not a curated record. Gene Ontology annotation, molecular function: L-ascorbic acid binding; iron ion binding; procollagen-proline 4-dioxygenase activity. The transcript is spliced from 2 exons. The coding region runs from base 1 to 597 and encodes 198 amino acids.